AUUUCUGAAUGAAGGAUGAAGUGUUGUGUGUUCCCUCCUCAGGCGGAGAAGCACCACCCGGCGCUGGUGAAGGUGCUGUGUUCAGAGCUGGGCGUCGAGCCUGAAGCCCUGCUGGACUUUGACCUCUGUCUGGCCGACACUCAGCCUGCGGCGCUGGGAGGCGUGUACGAGGAGUUCAUUUACUCUCCUCGUCUGGACAACCUCCACAGCAGCUACUGCGCCCUGCAGGGGCUGAUGGAGUCCUGCUCUGGAGACUCUCUGGCCACAGAUCCCAACAUCCGCAUGAUCACCCUGUACGACAACGAAGAGGUGGGAUCAGAGAGCGCUCAGGGUGCUCAGUCCAACCUGACGGAGCUCAUCCUCAGCCGCCUCUCCGCCUCCGCCUCCAACCUCACCGCCUUCCAGCAGGCUGUGCCGCUCUCCUUCAUGAUCAGCGCCGACAUGGCGCACGCCGUGCACCCCAACUACCCGGAGAAGCAUGAGGAGAACCAUCGUCCUACUUUCCACAAGGUGAAGACACCUGCUUGUUCAUUCAUUUAAAAUUGAAAAAG
Molecule: messenger RNA, 551 nt
Organism: Plectropomus leopardus (leopard coralgrouper)
Lineage: Eukaryota; Metazoa; Chordata; Actinopteri; Perciformes; Serranidae
Source: RefSeq, a predicted model, not a curated record